Messenger RNA from Trichobilharzia szidati, 8783 nucleotides. The record is from the annotation of a GenBank genome assembly. Lineage: Eukaryota; Metazoa; Platyhelminthes; Trematoda; Strigeidida; Schistosomatidae.
CCGACUUUUUAAGCAAAGUAUUAAACUGCGCUUUGAGAGAUUGCAAUGUUCACUAAUUCGCUAAGUUUCCUAGUGCAAUAAAGGGUAUUAGCAUCAGUAUAUACAAAAAUAUGGAUGGGCAGUGUAUUGGCAAAGGAACACGUAUGACACAUGUGCGUGUGCUGCAUUUGGAUGAUAGCAUACAUGCUUUUCAAAUUUCGGGUCAUGCAUUAGGCGAGGAGUUGUUCGCAACAGUUGUCGAUCGAUUUCGAUUACUUGAAGCUAAUUACUUUGACCUAGAAUAUACUAACGAUGAAGGAAUGAGAUGUUGGUUAGACCAUAAUAAAACAGUUUCACGACAGUAUUCUGCCAAUGGAGAGUUUGUCUACCGAUUCGCUGUUAAAUUCUAUACACCUCAUCCGAAUCUACUCGAAGAAGCAUAUACACGGUAUUUAUUCGCCUUGCAAAUAAAACGUGACCUGGUCACAGGUACUUUAUUAUGCAGUGAGAAUACAGCUGCACUACUUGCCUCAUACAUUGUUCAAGCUGAAAUAGGAGAUUUUAUUCAUGAAGAAUACAGAACAAUUGCCUAUUUAAAACCAUUGAAGUUACUGCAUGAACCUACUGACGAACGUUUACGUCGAGUUAGAGAGUUCCACAAAGCUCAUGUUGGUUUAUCCCCAACAGAAGCGGAUUUCGCCCUACUGGACACAGCUAGAAAAAUUGAAUUCUACGGUGUACGCUUACACUUUGCUCGUGAUCAUGAGGGUUUAGGACUCAAUUUAGCUGUCACUCACGUUGGUCUGUUGGUAUUUCAAAAUUUGAUAAAAGUCAACACUUUCUCUUGGGCAAAAAUACGUAAACUAAGCUUCAAACGGAAGAGAUUUCUUGUCAAACUGCAUGCAGAUGUUUAUGAUACAAUUGAAUUUAUAUUUGAUUCACGUGAUGAAUGCAAACAGUUCUGGAAGAAGUCUAUUGAACAUCAUACCUUCUUUCGAUGUACUUAUCCCGAUCGUCAAUCACAGAAACGUUCACGUUUAACGUCGAGUGGAUCAUCAUUUAGAUAUACUGGACGUACACAACAGGAAUUGCAAGAAUAUGUUCAGAGAAAUUACGAAAAAAGACUGCCGUUUGAAAGGCCAUCGGCUGCUAGACAACUUAAUACAAUCAAAACAACUGGACCCACCUACUCCAAAAGGCGACUGAAUUCUGCGUCACUUACACUACGAUCAAGUUCAGCCGACAGGCGCAGUUUUAUGUCAGGAAAUAUGAGUGGAAGUUUAAUCGGUACACUGGGUAAGCAACCUGCAUUAAAAAGAGCCCAAAGUAUGGGGGUUAACGCGAUCAGCAAUAACCAACAAAUAGCGGACGGAUCUCCAACAAAUAUCCAUUUACCUAUAACAACACUACCCACCAGUGGUUAUGCUACAAUGUCUGGAAGUGCUACUGGUAGCGGUCGAAGUAGCCAUCCAAGAAAUAUCGAAGACUUGGAAGAAGGUGAAGCGGAUAAGUUACAGUCAGGCUCACAAAAUGAAUCGGGAAGAAGAAUGACUGGAGAUUGGAGUGGAGAUAACGAGAAUAAACUCUUGGAAGAAGAUAUUUCAAGUCGUGCAUGGAAAUCUGAGGCUGGUUCACCGGGUCAGUCACUGUCUCGUCUUAAUCUAGAACUGGACGCUUUUCUGACUUCCAGAGAUGACCAGACAUCUUUAUCUGACCAACAGAUUCAAAAUGAUUCAGAUGGUAUGAAUAAAGAUGCUGAGAAGUCACAGUCGAGUAAGACGUCUACCAAUCUGGUUGAUCUACUGCAGGAUGGUUCUAUAAGGGGAUACUUGUUUUCAUCAUCUCCUUCAUUCGAUCAGGGCAACGAGAAACUUCCAGACUUAAGUGGCUUUAAAGCAAGUGAACAUCACUUAAGUGAUUACAAUACGUCUCGCUCAUUUAAUUUGAUUAACACAUCAAUUUUCGAUUCAGAUAGCCAGCCAAGCUGGUCUCUUUCGUUUGCUUCCAAAAAUCUGGCUAGUCAACCAGAUUCACUUCAUCGUUCUGAAUAUUCACAACCGCCUCCUAAGCCGCGUCGAACAUCGCAAAUUCUGACGACACGCGAAGAGAACAGUAUGAAGUUGUCUUCUGAACCUAUUCAGUUUGAAAGAAAUACACUUAUGGAGCCAUCAUUAGGCGAAAUAAUUCAAUUACAUAUGGAUACAGCCAAUAUUUUAAAUCCAUUAACAUCUAUGUCUUCACAAAGGCCUGAUUCAUCUAGUAAUAAUGCAGAUGCAGUUGAUGGUAAUGCACAGUCAUCAAAUGCUACUACAGCAAGUCUAGUGGAAUCUCGACCAUAUGAGGCUACAUUGAUCUUGCCUACUGUUACCCAACUUGGUUUGGAAAUCAGCUUAGACGGAGACCUAUCUUUCACCCGUACCACCUCAGUAUCAUCCAGUGUUAUAACUAGCUUAACUAGUUCUGCAUCACCAUUUAGCAGUAUCACCCCGACAAGUGCAACGCAGUCUUCAGUUGACAGUUCUACAGCUACAACAAUGACUUUGUCAGUGUUACCUAACCUGUCCAUAAGACCCCAAACUGUUGCUUCAUCUAUUACAAUACCACCAUUCACAACAUCCCUAUCAAUUCUUUCAUCACCGUCAACGUCAACCACGUAUACAACAAAUGUAACAAGUACUAAGCCAUCCCAAAAUCAACUAUUCACCGACCAAUUGUUAUCUCCAAAUCAUUCAAUACUAUAUGACUUUUUACCACACGAAGAUACAUUUUCAAUAACUUUAAAUGACAUUGCCUUACUGAAGUCGACCGAGUCAAGUGAUACAAUGAUAAGAGACAUGCAACUACCUAAGUCAGAAACUGAAUCAAACAGAGUACAACUAAGUGAUUUUCUGCAAACUUUUGGAUUCACGAGUAGUUCAAAUGAACCCAUGGAUUUAGUCAAGUCUAUAACUAAACCGAGUGAUAAUGAAACCUAUGGAUGUUUAUUUUUAGAUGAGUUUGAUUCAAAAGCUCCAACGUUUUCUACAGCCAGUACGACUCAAAUAUCCCUAUGUACAACUUCAACACUUUCUCCAGUAACAACAUCUCCGACUACAGCAAAAUCGCUUGGCACAACCAAUUCGGUUACAGGGACUAAAACAUAUGACUCUUUAUUCUCUAGUUUUGAUGUUGGAGUUUCACGCUUUAACUCUAGUGUAGAACCAAUACAUGUUGCAUCAUUGGACCAAUGGAGCUCAAGUAGUUCUGAAAGUACAACUGGAGUUAUAAUACGCUCAGAUCUAACUCCACAUACAUCGACUACAUGUCAUCAUUCUGUACCUUGUAUUAAUUCUAAUAAUCCUAUGUUACAACAUUCACUAACUUGCCCACAUGCAUCGAAAUCUAUACCCUUAGAACAAACUAAUACCUAUAUACUCCCGUCUGAGAAAGAUAUCUCGACUAAUCAAAGAACUGGAUACAAACAAGCAUUUAAUACAAAACAUCUUACUUCACGCAACAAUGCACCAAGCAAAUCCAAACAUCCGAAACACUUUCAGAGAUAUGAACAUGUAUGUGCUCAUGGUCAUCAUUUGUCUAAUUCAAUUCCUGCAGGCAUUCAUCUGAGUGAAUUAGAUGAUUCACGUGCAUCUACAUCAUAUAUGCAGGGUAUGAUUCCAAUGGACAAUGUGAAGCGUACGCAUGGGAAGCACAGCGAAGGUAAAAAAUCAGACCAAAUGAAAAGAAAUAAACACCAGCAUCACACACAUGGACAACUGGAUCAAUCAGCUGAUGGUAAUCAAAAUUUAAUGUCACUGAACGACUUAGAGACUGCUGCGGCUGAAAUGCUUGAAGAAGUGCCAUACGUGGUACUUAGACGUCCUCGUUCAGUAGAUGUUAAACAAUACCAACUUCACCUGGAACACCAAAGGCAACAAGCAGCUGCUUUGGCUGCAGCCACCGGUGGUUAUCCUUUUCACCUGUAUCAAACACCUGGAGCUCAUUUUCCUUUCACUUCUCGCCUACCGAUUGGAUCUCAGUUGCCAUAUCCUCCUUACGUCCAACCUCCACCAUUCCAUGGAUUUACUGGUCAUGAAUUUGGUCAAAGUCAACAUUUAGAUAUACCGAUUACUUCUGAAUCACACCGUAAAUCUGGACAAUCAAGUAAACAAAUGUCACAUAAGUAUCCAUCAAGUCAUUAUAAACAGAUAUCAAAAGAAGAAAGUGAUUCAUGCAAAAGACAUUCCAAGAGGACUCAUUCAAAAAGUCGAAAAGAAACCGAACUGUUCGCUUCAGACGAAAAUGACCGUUUGGCAAAAGGUGAUAUGAAACAAAAUUAUCCUACGAUUUCUGAUCCCAUUGCUCAAAUUCGUACAUUGCCGUCUUCAGCAGCCAAUGGACAUUCUCAUCAUCGCCACCAUGAACACUGUGUGCACAGACGUUCUGAAAUGUUAUCGAAAAUGAAGAAUGGUGUAUCAGGAGAGAGAAAGGUGAAAUCUUCUACAUUAACAACUGCUGCAACUACUACUGCGACUGCUUCCAGUUCAAGUCCAUUUAGUGACCAACGAAAACCUACCAAGUCGAACUUAGAAUACGACAUAAAUCUAUCUCGAAGUCAAGAACGACUGAUAUCUACAAUCCCGUUGACAACAGUUACAACAACUUCCAGUUCAAUAGCACCAAGUAGACAAAAACCUCAACCUCAAGAACAGCAGCAUCCAUCCACUACAGUACACGACAGAAAGAUUAAAACAACAGCAGAAACGCAUCAGUUAAAACAAGCAUUACUUCCAGAUGAACGCGAAGAAAAUGGUGAAAGUGAAAUGCCAUAUCCUGUCUCAGUAUCUUCUGUAAAACCGGUGCCUAAACUGGAAGCAACGCCAACUACAAAGUCAGUGCAUAAACGUCAAACACAAGAGCAAUUACAACAUCCAAUACCACCACCAUACUGGUAUUAUCAGCAGAGUGAACAAAAGCCACAACAGUAUCAUCACCAUCAUCCUGCUUGUGCUUCACUAGCUGGCAAACACGCCACCUCAAAACCUUCAAGUAAUCAAACACAACCGAUAAUAUAUGGUUCGGAAUUUUUGGCUACAAAUUAUCCGCAUAUAUUUACUAAAGUUUUAAAACCAUCAGGCAGUGGUAAAUCGGAGCCUAGAGUUACUUCAACAAAAAAGAAAGUCACUUCAAAAUCUGCCGUACUGCCAACUGAUCAAAGUAAAUCUACUGUUUCGCGUGACUCUGUUGAUGAUAAAAAGGAAGGCAAAGAAAAACUUACAAAACAGUCAAAGAAGUCACGAGAAAAAUCGCAAAUAGAUGAUAAGAAAACAACUAAAAUAGACACGAAUGAAACUUUUGAACAGCUAAGAGAAGAUUUACGGUCUGCUGGAUUCAGUGUGAGUGCAAGCCGUCCGUAUACUGGUAUAACAAAAUCUGGAGAUAAACGUACUACAGACAUUCAUAUCAAAGAAUCUAAGAAGGCUAUGGAUAAAAGUAAACAGUCGGAUAUGAUAAGUGGACAGGUGAAGUCUGUCUACACUGGAGUAGCGGCAAGCACAUCUACUCCUGCUAGUGUUGCCAUGCCGUCCAGUGCCACUGGUACUGCAUCUUCACACAAACCGGCAAAAUCAACUCCAAUGGAAGAAAGUAAAGCAAUUAGUUCUUCCGCUGGUAUGGAUAUUACAAGUCUUAUUCCAGCACUGGAUUCAAUAUCAGGUGUUUCUCCACGUACGCCUAUCUACUUAGAUUCUGAAUCGGAAGAGGAACCAAUCACAGAUACGAAAGGUAUGAAAACUGUUGAAAAGUCAUGUAAAGUAGAAGCAAAGGCUAGUAAGAAACAAGUGGAAGAGUGGAUAGAAAAAUCUCAAACAGCUUACGCUAAAGAAACUGCACCCGAAGAUGCAAAAGAUGAAGAUGGCAAUCCUGUAGAAAUACAGAAUGACGUUGAUUUACAUUCUCGGCAGAAAAUUGAUAUGACUUCUCUGUUAGCCAAGGAACAUUCUCAAACCAGUUUAAGUCAACGUUCCCUCAGAUCUCACUCUCCCUCACUACCUCUUUCAUGCCAUUCCAUUGAACCAGGAAGCACAGAUAUUUCCCUUAGCUCUGAAAUGUCAACCUCUUCCAGUUCAUAUUCUAUGCUUUCUGAUUAUGAUUAUACACCAAGCGGUGGCUGCUCAUGUGAGCGCGUUCACAAGCAUGGUUAUGAUGAUUACUCUCUGUCAUCAUAUUCUUCAUCAUCUUGUGAAUAUCCUCACUAUACACAUCGGUCUCACCACAGUAGACCCAGUUCAUUUCGUAAAUAUCAUGAUUCUUACCGUCAUCAACCAUGCUAUUGUCAUACGUGCACUUCACGAUCAAGACAUGGUCAUUAUAAACGUCAUGCAUCUGAACAUCAAAAUCAUAGACGUGUUUCUCACAAGCAUCCCGAACGCCAUCAUUCUCACCACUCAGAUCAUCAUCGGUACCACAGUCGCAGUCGCCAUUCAUCUGGAAAACAUUCAUCAGGUUAUCACCCUCACCAUCAUCACUACCGGCAAAGUCAUCACCAUCAUCAUCAAGAUAAAUCUGAAAAAUCAUACAAAGAUUACCAUUCAGAUGAAUUUAGCGACCAUAAAGGUGCGUCGAUCAGUUCAAGUAGUAAAUCGUUGGAGAAAAUUUCGCUUGAUGAAACUGUUCUAUUAAAGUCUAACUUAGAUUAUUCAUCAUCAAUGCUGUCAGGCGAAAAGUUGUCAGAUGUGAAAAAUUCACAGAGAGAACUUUUGUCCAGCCUUAAAUCACAAGAGCGAAUAUUAAAACAAGAACUAGCCAAACAACGUGCAUUAACUGAGAAAUUAGAAAAAAUCAAACGUUACAAUGAAAAGUUAAUGAACAUGGAGAAAGUUAGUCUAUCGAAUCCAAUUUUAAGUGCUUUAAAAUCAGGUGAAUACCAUCCAGAUGAUGAAGGAGGAGAUAGCAAAACCAAAAUCGUUGAUGACAGUGACAAGAUUCAGCCGACAGUAUCGUCUUCAGAGUCGAAAAAGAAACAAAGUCUAUUAAAUGAACGAAAGGAGAAAGACGACAAGAAGACAGUACAUCAUCGCCAACGUCAUGGUACACUUUCCAGAUCGUCAUCACAUAAAAAAACAAGAUCUCGUUCAGGUCAAAGCAGUAGCACUAGUAGACGACGGUUAAAAAAGAAAAUGCACGAACGAACAACUUCAUCAGAUCAUCCAAUAAAAUCUGAUGAAAUGCAGGAACAAGACAAAACUAAAGAGGCGUCAGAAUCGACAGCUGUUGGACAAGAUUCACAAACCUUUGAAUCAACAGAAGCAAGUUCAUCCCACAAAAAGAAAGAUAAGAGGGAUACAUUUGAUUCAGAACCGCAAAGACAUCAUUCAAAACAAGGGACACGGCAUAGACAUCAUCAUGAGCAUCAUCGACGUAGACAUAGUGGUCGCCGUGAUGCAGAAGAAACAAAAGCUAUCGACCAAACUUCCUGUAAGCAGGUCGAUGAAGAGCAAAAGUCAAAUCAAUCAGAUGUUGAAAAAUCUGGGCUUCCCAGUGAAGAAGACAAUUUGCUUAUCAUUGCCAAUAAGGGUGCUUUAGCUUAUCAAGAUGGUGAAGAAGCCUCUUUGCACGAACAGAUUGCAACUGAUACUUCAACUUCAAUUACAAAAUCUGAACCACAGAUUCCCUCGUCUACAUGUGAGUCGUUUUCGUAUACACCGGAUAUAAAUAAGGUGAAGUGUGAUUUGGAAGUGAUCAAUGAAAAACAAGAUGAAGGACAACCAUCCACUUCUGAAGAAAUACCUAAAGAAGAUCAGCAUCUAUCCAGUGAUAGAAAAAAGCAGAGUCCUAGUUAUUAUGAAAAUGUAGAUAUUACCGCAACCACUGUAAAGCAGACAGAGGAAAAUGGAUCAGCUGAACCAGUGACUGAACAGUCAGUUGAAGUACCUCCAGUUGCACCAACUUGUCCUCCACCAAUUCCUUACAUAAUCCCACCAAUCAGUGAUCAAAAUGAUGAGCCAGGAGAAAUAAUGAUCCAACAGGCAAUCGAUUUAAUAGACGAGGCUGUUGCUGAAACCACUCAUGAUAAUAGCGAUAAUAGUAGAAGUCGAUUACUCUCUUCUAUUAAUCAAUGUCUUGAAUACGGGUCAUCCGAACAAGUAGUAGUUGACGAUGACAGUGAAUACAAUGGAACUAGAGUUUUGGACAUACUCGAAGAUAACGUAAACAUACCCAGCACUAUUAAAUCUGAUGAUGACACUAAAACACCAGAAAAGUCCAGAGAAAAUGCUGAGGAAACAAAUGAAGUCACUGAAAUUGAAAGACCUUGUUCACCAUGUGAGUCCACAACGUCUGCAAGUGAGGGCAGUGAGGAUAUUGAGCCAUUUCCUCCCCCACCACCAGCUGAAGUUCUGGCUGAAGUGAUUGAAGAAGAGGUUGGACCCAAUACAGAAAUUGUUGAGGAAGAAGAAGAGAAUGAUGAGGAGGAAGAGGAUGAAGAAGAAGACAGGCAAAAGUCAAGCUCCGUAUCUACAGUUAUCGAAGUCAUGCAUCCCGAGUUAUCAUCAUCAUCAGCUGUUCCUUUAACAACAACUACUGCUGACAAUGAGAAUGUUACUGACGAUAAAACAGAUGUCCAAGAAGGACAAGUAGAAAAACAUGCAUCUUCUUCGUCUGAUGAAGACGUAACAAUAGCUGAAUCUUUUGAAAAAGAGGAAAAGCUGGCGACUGCCGCUGAAACAUCUGUUGAAACAACAACUCAAAGUACCGAUUGUGAAAAGGAAACACCAACAGAAUUGACAGUGGACACUAAGACUUCUGAAAAUGACUCACUCUCAUCUUAA